AUGAAGCUCAUCCUGCCCGCCACACUUGCCGUCCUUGCAUCCACGGCCGUUGCGGAAAACUGCAACGAGGGAUUCGACUACUGUGCCCUUACUCUCCUGAAGAAUGGUAACUACCACCAGCAGAUCUUGCAGGCCAUGGACGAUCAUGGCAAGAAUCGGGCGAACUGGAACUACGAUAACUUCCUCUACCACUGCGGCGGCGGCUCCAACGGAGACAUCUCAAUCACAAAGGACUGUCCCAAGGGCUGUGUAGACGGCGGAGCUGGUAAUGAUGACCAGUGUCAAUAG
Molecule: messenger RNA, 288 nt
Organism: Aspergillus steynii IBT 23096
Lineage: Eukaryota; Fungi; Ascomycota; Eurotiomycetes; Eurotiales; Aspergillaceae
Exons: 2
Coding region: 1-288 (95 amino acids)
Source: RefSeq, a predicted model, not a curated record